Messenger RNA from Vitis vinifera (wine grape), 1310 nucleotides. RefSeq names its product protein ATAF2-like. The record is from RefSeq and is a predicted model, not a curated record. Gene Ontology annotation, molecular function: DNA binding. NCBI's taxonomy places the organism in Eukaryota, Viridiplantae, Streptophyta, Magnoliopsida, Vitales, Vitaceae. Gene Ontology annotation, biological process: regulation of DNA-templated transcription. The coding region runs from base 13 to 1011 and encodes 332 amino acids. The transcript has 2 exons.
CGCUUUGGAGCAAUGGAGGCGAAUCAAAACCAAUUUGUUCACUGGAAUCAUCAAGAUGAAAGGAUGGAGAUGAACUACUUUGGAGCAAUGGAGAUGAACUUGGGAGCAACGGAGAUGAAUCAAAACCAUGUGCAGGAUGAAAGGUCGGAGACGAAUUUUAGAGCAAUGGAGAUGAAUCAAAACCAUGUGCAAGAUGAAAGACUGAAGAUGAAUUUUAGAGCAAUGGAGAUGAAUCAAAACCAUGUGCAAGAUGAAAGGUUGGAGACGAAUUUUAGAGCGAUGGAGAUGAAUCAAAACCAACUUGUUCAAUGGAAUCAUUGUGGCCAAGAUGAAAGAGAUGCAUGCUUUCGCUCUUUACCGCCGGGUGUUAGGUUUCGUCCCUCUGAGAUAGAAUUAAUUUUAUUUUUCUUGAAGAGAAAGAUGAUGAAUCAAAGCUUACCGAUGAACAACAUUCGAGAAGUUAAUCUUUAUCAAUAUAGCCCUCAAAAACUAUUUGAGAUGUUCCAACUAGAUGUAAAUGAGAGGUGGUAUUUCUUUACUCCAAGAGAUAGGAAGUACCCAAAUGGGAAUAGACCCAACAGAACUGCAGGUGAUGGAUUCUGGAAGGCUAGUGCGCGUGAUCAUACCAUCACCAUGGAUGAUAACGAGACGAUUGGAUACAAGAAAUCAUUAGCUUAUCACGAAGGAAAGCCUAAAAAUGGAGUGAAAACAAAUUGGUUAAUGAAAGAGUAUAGACUCUCAAAGACAGAAUUGGAUAUGUGGGUUGUAUGUGAGAUAUACAAAAAAUCAGAAAAAUCAGAGAUUGUUAAGCCACAUCAUCAACACAACACAACUGUUGAUGAUGGUGGACAAGGCUUCCUAUCUGACUAUGGUGAUCAAAGGUUGUCAUACGGUUAUGGGGCGGCGGUACCCCAGUAUGUGGAGGACCUGAAGUUGGAGCCUCAAAACCCACUGCAGGAAGUUUUGCAUCCGGGUUUCUAUGCCUGGAAUAAUGCCUCAGCAUCAACGUAGUUUCACUGGUGAAGGUUUUCCCAGAGAGUUUGUACAGGAGGGGUGCAUCCGCGAGCUCCAACAGCAUCUAAUCAUCAAAGCCAGCCGCAUAUGCCGUGGGUCACUCGCCGCUAAUACUCUCACUCUCUAGUAUAUAUCUAUUCUAAGUCAGCAUUCUUACUUUGGCCUAAAAGUGUAGUAGAAACUAUUAGUUGAAUAUGAAAAGUUGAGUGUCAUUUUAUAUAUAUUGUCAAAUGAGUAUGUGAAAGCAAACUUUUUCCAAAAUAAGAUUACUGCUUCGGUCCUACAAGAAGAUACAA